CUGCCUGCAGAAGACUGGUGUCAUGGUUCUGCCACAGUGGCUGCACCCUCCCCUUCUCUGUGUCUAACGGGGACGCGCUUAGGCGCUGCAGACUCGUGACGCGCAUCGUCUGAUUGCAUGGAUGGAAGCAGCGAGAGGCACGCGGAUGAAAGGUCGGUGUCAGCUUACAUCCCUUAACCAGCAGUGUCGGACACACAGAGCCUCCAGCCUGCAGCAAGAGCGCUGUCCAAAGACUUUCUCCUCAUGGAAUAUAUUUAAUCAGUGCCGCUCAGACAAUGCUACAUCUACUGCAAACAAGUAGAUAGCCCCUCAACUUUUGCCAAGAACAGUCCAACAAGGGCAGCUGAUAGCAGCGCAACGAUCAGGUGGACUGCAAUCUAGAUGCCAGAGGACCAAGAUUCAAGACGGCACUGAAGAAAAUACUCCUUUUCAAAUUAUUGUUUUUCCUCAUUAUCCCUUAAAUUGAGCAUCUUUGUUCUUCAAGUGCAAUCAUGGGGGCCACCGGCUACGGUUACUAUCGUGCGACCAUCUUCCCCUGCAUGUUCAUCGGCUAUGCGCUGUUCUUCUUCAACAGGAAGACCUUCUCCUUUGUCAUGCCCUCUGUGAUGGAGGAGAUACAACUGGACAAAGAUGACCUAGGUCUGAUCACCAGCAGCCAGACCAUGGCCUACGCCAUCAGUAAGUUCAUCAGCGGCGUGCUGUCGGACCAGAUCAGCGCCCGCUGGCUCUUCUCCAUCGGCCUCUUCUUGGUGGGAGGCAUCAAUGUGGCCUUCUCCUGGUCCUCCACGGUCCCCAUGUUCUCUCUGCUCUGGUUCAUCAACGGCCUGGGCCAGGGUUGUGGCUGGCCCCCAUGUGGGAAAGUGCUGCGCAAGUGGUUCGAGCCCUCCCAGUUUGGAACAUGGUGGUCUGUGAUGUCCUGCAGUAUGAACCUGGCAGGAAGUCUGGGUCCCAUCCUGGUCACAGUGCUGCUGCAGUACUACGACUGGAGGACCAUCCUCACCAUGUCAGGCAUCGUGUGUGCCAGCUUCUCCUUCGUGUGCGUGCUGUUCGUAAAGAACGAGCCGAAGGAUGUGGGCCUGCCCAGCAUCCAGGCUGCAGCCAAGAAAGGAGCAAAGGCUGGAGGAAACAGUGAGAGCACCCUGAAGGAGUUCCUCCUCUCCCCCUUCCUGUGGGUGCUGUCUCUGGGCUACCUGGUGGUGUUCGGCGUGAAGACGGCUGCCACUGACUGGGGACUGCUGUUCCUCAUUCAGGAUAAGGGCCAGACGGUCCUCAUGGGCAGCACCUACAUGAGUGCCCUGGAGGUGGGGGGCUUUGUGGGCAGCCUGGCAGCGGGCUUACUCUCUGACAGAGCUGUGUCUCGGCAAGGUUUGGGCACCCACGGAAACCCCCGCCACGGCCUGCUCCUCUUCAUGAUGAGCGGGAUGUGUGUGUCCAUGUACCUGUUCAGAGUCACCAUCACACCUGAAAUCCCCCAGGAGGCGCCUCUUUGGGUCCAAGUCAUUCAUCCUGUCUCUGUCCUCAUUGGUGUAUCAGAAAAAGAGAUCUGGAUCCUGUUCCUCGGUGCUAUGUUUGGAUUUUCUUCCUACGGACCAAUCGCCUUGUUUGGGGUGAUAGCCAGUGAAUGUGCUCCUCCGAAUUUCUGUGGAACCUCUCACGCUGUUGUGGCUCUGAUGGCUAAUGUGGGGGCGUUCAUGGCGGGGCUUCCCUUCAGCACUAUUGCCAAACAUCACAGCUGGGACAUGGCCUUCUGGGUAGCCGAGGUGAUAAUGGCCUCUGCCACCAUUGGCUUCUUCCUCGUACGCAACAUGCGUACCAAAAUGGGACGCAUCGCAGAGAAAAUGGACUAACGUGUCUUCCUGAAAUGAGAUGAAGGUUGAUGACAUGUUAUGUGACAAACGGCCUAUCACUAAAGACAGCUCCUUUUACAGAAUACUGCACAUUAAUACGUCAAUUUGAACAAAAAUACUGAUCGCCAUAUUUGUUCUGAUGAAUUGGGUUUAUGUAGAUGCUCCGGUGGGGUGUAAGUCAUUAAACUACUUUAGAUAGAAUUACAUUACUUAAACUCAAUGCCAGGCAGAAAUAUGUAGUUUUCUACAGCCUUGCAACAUACAUUUUGGUGGGUUUUUUGCCAACUAAACUAAACUUAUUCUCUGUACUUCACAAAAAGUCUGCCUUAUGACUCCUAAUGAACUUUAAAGGGUUUAAGUGUUUGUAUUUUGCAUGCACACUUAAUAUGAAAGGUUUAACUUCCAUUAUAAAAAUAAAAAGUCAAUGUUUUUGAUCACCAUAAUGAUCAAAAAAUGAAAGAGCCAAGAGGAUCCCUGUCGCAUAUGUACAGAUGUUCUUGUCCUGUUCAACCACACAAAGAAAGUAGAUGUCUUCCAUUUCGUCAGAGGCAGUACUCGCAUAGAGACCUUUCAGUUUAAUGGCAGCUGUACACUCAAAAGAACCUGGACAUAGUGUAGUGUUGAGGCCUGUUGACAUCAGGUGGAUGCAUGCUGCUCAUUGCGUACUUGCCUUCAGUGGAGGUCACUUCUCUUGAACUUAUUGAAUGUUUUCUGAUGGGCCUGUAUGUUCUAAACUAUUGUCUGUCUUUGUAUUACUAAGUUUACUGAUGAAAACGAAUCAUCAUUUCACUGAAAUGAAGUCAUUGGAGAACAUGUUAUUUGUUUACGCAGUGUAAUGCUAGUUGAUGCAGAAUAACACUCGCCAGCUUUUGUGAUGCUUUCAAGGAUCACUCGAGGAGUUGUCUCACUGCCACUGUAGCUCUGUACAGAUAUAAUAUAAUAUUAACUUCCUCAUCCAAAAAAUCUGAGUUUUGUCAACUCAACAAUUACUGUGAUUUUACAAUAAAUAUGUUGUACAGUAAAUGUCUAAUUUGUUCGGUUUUUCUUCUGUAAACUUGCAAAAUACAUGAAUAAACCUUCAAUAAGCUGC
Messenger RNA from Gymnodraco acuticeps, 2937 nucleotides. Its product is annotated as glucose-6-phosphate exchanger SLC37A4-like. The coding region runs from base 492 to 1847 and encodes 451 amino acids. NCBI's taxonomy places the organism in Eukaryota, Metazoa, Chordata, Actinopteri, Perciformes, Bathydraconidae. The record is from RefSeq and is a predicted model, not a curated record. Gene Ontology annotation, biological process: phosphate ion transmembrane transport; glucose-6-phosphate transport. Gene Ontology annotation, cellular component: endoplasmic reticulum membrane. Gene Ontology annotation, molecular function: glucose 6-phosphate:phosphate antiporter activity. The transcript has 10 exons.